This is a messenger RNA of Pongo pygmaeus (Bornean orangutan), 2059 nucleotides long. RefSeq names its product solute carrier family 25 member 19 (gene SLC25A19). The transcript has 8 exons. Gene Ontology annotation, biological process: transmembrane transport. NCBI's taxonomy places the organism in Eukaryota, Metazoa, Chordata, Mammalia, Primates, Hominidae. The coding region runs from base 627 to 1589 and encodes 320 amino acids. The record is from RefSeq and is a predicted model, not a curated record.
GUUUUUGCUAGGCUUCCUGCCAUCUUUACGAAGUUGAGAUUAUCCGGGUUCUGGCAUUAACAGAGUUUGAGGAAAGCAGGUCAAGUUCACCGCGCCCAAACCUUGGACCCUGCCUGCAGGCUGACUUUCGAGCCACACGCCAGAGCAUGGCGACCCCUAAGGUCGCAGCCCGGCUUCGCAAGCCACCUCCUUCUAACGCGUCGGUCGCCCUCGCGCGCCCGCGAGCAGCCGGACUACAUCUCCCAGGAGGCUGUGCGCCGUCGAGCGGACCUGCCCUUUGUCGCGAAGGACUACAUUACCCAGUGAUACUUUGCGGGAGGCGGGCGCCAGACCUCAAGCGCACAACCAUUGGUCCAGCGUCUGGCGGGGAGCUGCACGGUGAUUGGCCCAGGAGCCCGCCAGUUUCGCCCGAGCUCAGUAGAGUUUUGCUGUUAAGACUGCGCGAGGAGCUAGAGAGAGCAGAGCGCGCGGAGCCGGGCCGCACCCGCCGAUCCGUCCCUUCUCCCAGUGAUCAAUUACCAACUACCUGUUGAUGUGUGUGUGGUUACAGACUUCUUUCUAUGCUUUGUACAACUCUACAGAGCGUAUCUUGAUACUGAUGGACAUUGUGUGGGCCAGAGGCAGGGAUGGUUGGCUAUGACCCCAAACCAGAUGGCAGGAAUAACACCAAGUUCCAGGUGGCAGUGGCUGGGUCUGUGUCUGGACUUGUCACUCGGGCGCUGAUCAGUCCCUUCGACGUCAUCAAGAUCCGUUUCCAGCUUCAGCAUGAGCGCCUGUCUCGCAGUGACCCCAACGCAAAGUACCAUGGCAUCCUCCAGGCCUCUAGGCAGAUUCUGCAGGAGGAGGGGCCAACAGCUUUCUGGAAAGGACACAUCCCAGCUCAGAUUCUCUCCAUAGGCUAUGGAGCUGUCCAAUUCUUGUCGUUUGAAAUGCUGACGGAGCUGGUCCACAGAGGCAGCGUGUAUGAUGCCCGGGAAUUCUCAGUGCACUUUGUGUGUGGUGGCCUGGCUGCCUGUAUGGCCACCCUCACUGUGCACCCUGUGGAUGUUCUGCGCACCCGCUUUGCAGCUCAGGGCGAGCCCAAGGUCUAUAAUACGCUGUGCCAUGCCGUGGGGACCAUGUAUAGGAGCGAAGGCCCCCAGGUUUUCUACAAAGGCUUGGCCCCCACCUUGAUUGCCAUCUUCCCCUACGCCGGGCUGCAGUUCUCCUGUUACAGCUCCUUGAAGCACCUGUACAAGUGGGCCAUACCAGCCGAAGGAAAGAAAAAUGAGAACCUCCAAAACCUGCUUUGUGGCAGUGGAGCUGGUGUCAUCAGCAAGACCCUCACAUAUCCGCUGGACCUCUUCAAGAAGCGGCUACAGGUUGGAGGGUUCGAGCACGCCAGAGCUGCCUUUGGCCAGGUGCGGAGAUACAAGGGCCUCAUGGACUGUGCCAAGCAGGUGCUGCAAAAGGAAGGCGCCCUGGGCUUCUUCAAGGGCCUGUCCCCCAGCUUGCUGAAGGCUGCCCUCUCCACGGGCUUCAUGUUCUUCUGGUAUGAAUUCUUCUGUAAUGUCUUCCACUGCAUGAACAGGACAGCCAGCCAGCGCUGAGCACAGGAAGGACCCCAGGUCUUCCGUGGAGGCAGCCUCCUGAAGGAAGGAAGAUUCAGUCUCCACUGAGAGGUGCCGUCUGGCCCUUCCCUGCAGGCCAGCUGCCCCAAGCGGGGUGGCAGCCUUGAACCCACCCAGCUGGGACACCACCAGAAGGUCCAGGGCUCUCCCCAUGAGAGAAUCAGAGGGAAUGCAGGACGUGGUCUACGGUGAACCAACGACACAGUGAGAAGGAGCAGGAAGUUGCUGUUUCUCCUCUGACCAGCCCACACUCCAAAGGAAACAGACGCCAUCCUACACCUGUCAGCCCUGUCUGCCAGGAGAACAGAACGCUCCUGGUCUGGAUGGGGCUGCUGCUUGAGUGCAGAGGGCUGUGGUAGGCCCUUUGCAGGAGUCAGGUCCCUACACUUGGCCUGUUUUUCCCAACCUAUUUAAUAGACAUUAAAGCUAAACGCACAUUCCUUAUCUUA